Aphanomyces invadans is the source of this 1266-nucleotide messenger RNA. RefSeq lists its product as hypothetical. The record is from RefSeq and is a predicted model, not a curated record. Gene Ontology annotation, biological process: RNA processing. The transcript has 4 exons. Gene Ontology annotation, molecular function: ribonuclease III activity. NCBI's taxonomy places the organism in Eukaryota, Oomycota, Saprolegniomycetes, Saprolegniales, Verrucalvaceae. Bases 24 to 788 code for a protein of 254 amino acids.
AUCGACCAUCCAAACAAAACAACAUGCUGGCAUGGCGCGGACGUUGGCAGGUGGCGCUGAUACCGCGCCGAUGGCGCAUAGACUCACGUUUUGUCGCCAGCAAGACCACGGCACCACUUCAAACAAAGCAAAAUGCUUCGUUAAAGAGGCUUGUGUCGGUGAAGGACAUGCACUCGAAUCUGCUGGAUACCCACCACCUUGUGAUGCCGUCUACAAACCCGGCUUGGCAGGUCACAUCUGAGGCACAUUUUGAAGAAUAUGCGAAUGUUCCUCCCGACUGGCCAUCAAAAUUGGACGACCUGCAGGCUCGAUGGAAUUGGCGCUUUGACAAUGUAUUGCAUUUGCAAUGUGCAUUGACCCACUUCAGCCGAUUCUUCCCCAGCACGCAUCAGCUUUUCCCCGCGAACCGCACUGCCAACAGGUCCCUCGAAUGGCUCGGCGACUCCGUACUCAACACGUGCGUGGCAAGCUACCUCUUCCAGUCGUAUCCUACGGUCCAGGAAGGGCAAUUGACACAGCUGCGGUCAGCGCUUGUGAAUAAUGGCGUGUUGAGUCGAGUGGCCGUGGACUUGAACCUGCCUUCUGCUAUGCUGUUUGGCGAAAGUGUUGUGCAUGCGUAUCACGAUGACUCGGCCUUCGCCAAUUCGAUGAAGCAGACAUUGCAUGCAAGCGUCGUCGAGGCGCUCGUCGGUGCCGUGCUGCUCGACCAGACGCAUGAUGCAACAUCGACAGGGAUUGGUUCGCGCGAUCGAGUUUGCCAACACGAACGUUUUGCCGAAAGCGAUUGAAUAUGCACGAACAACGUCCAACAUGUGGGAUCCUGUGAGUGAAAUCUUUCGUCGAGCAGAUGCCGAAGGCAUCUCCAUUCGCUUUGACAGGACCAAAAUCGACAACGACAAACACCUCAUCUCCCUAUACAUUGACGACAAGAAGGUGCUCACCCAACUCGGCCCAAGUUUCAAGACAAUCACGGCCAGGCUUGCAGAGAGACUGAUAAAGUCGUGGAAGACAUUGGUCCCAAAGAAGGACAAAUCGACCACCAACAAGCCAUAACAUUGGUCGGCAGGACAGUCACGCGUAUCAAUUCAAGCUACCACCGUAGUUUACAUGGCGCACGAUGUCGCAGCUGAUGUCGAGGCAUUGUGACAGUUCGUUCGUCUGACACAUCCAAGGGAAAUUCGAACUUGUACCAAUGUCCCCUCGAGAUUAUUUUACACUUAGCUUUCAUUUCGAUUUUGUAUGACAUUUUUUGAAUUUGACCUGUCU